Anopheles arabiensis is the source of this 1017-nucleotide messenger RNA. RefSeq names its product collagenase-like. The transcript is spliced from 3 exons. Gene Ontology annotation, molecular function: serine-type endopeptidase activity. The record is from RefSeq and is a predicted model, not a curated record. The coding region runs from base 56 to 943 and encodes 295 amino acids. Lineage: Eukaryota; Metazoa; Arthropoda; Insecta; Diptera; Culicidae. Gene Ontology annotation, biological process: proteolysis.
CAGUCGGUCAGUUGUCUCCUGUGUCAAUCUCUCAGCAAACGACUUUGCUUCAAUCAUGAGACUACUAGCGCUACUUCUCGCUGCGUUCUGCACAGUGCACGCGAUCGGCGUAGAUCCUCGUAUGAUCGAUUGGACGCUGGUUCGUACUCUGCACCAAACUGACGCCGUUCGUGCCAAGCAAGGCCUGCCUCCGCUAACGGACGAUGAGGUCCGCUCCGCACGCAUUGCCGACGGACAGAUUGCUUCUCCAACGCAGUUCCCGUGGGCAGCGGGCGUCCUGAUCUCGGGCUCCUCGGCACACAGCUUCUGCAGUGGUGUGCUGAUCUCGCGUCGACAUGUUCUCACUGCCGCCGUGUGCAUUUCGGGCUCCAACACCCUGACCGUGCUGCUCGGUGCGUCGGAUAUGAAGAGCGUGGAGGAGUUCAUUGGUGUGUCGAACAUACUGUCCCACCCGAACUACAGCUCGUUCUUCAACCGGGACGAUAUUGCGAUUCUUACGCUUGCGCAUGAGGCUCCAAUUCGCGACACGAUCCAGCCGGUUGCACUACCGCGCCGCAGCCAGAUCGGCAAUGACUUUAACAGCUGGGCAGCGACGACGGCCGGCUGGGGUAACUCGGGACGCCGUGACAAUGAGCCCAUCCCGAUCAUGAAUCUGCAGUUCGCCACCGAUGCGGUGACGUCUAACUUCCGCUGCGGGCUGUCGCAUACGUUUAUCCGUGGCACGCACAUCUGUACCGCGACGGACAACGGAGGAGCGUGCAAUGGCGACGAAGGUGGUCCAGUAACGGUUACCGAAAGUGGGCGUACCUUCCUGAUUGGGAUCCAUUCGUUCCACUUCUCAGGGCUGUUUGGAUGUGAUCGUGGCCGGCCAUCGGUGCACACACGCAUCACGGAGUAUCUGGACUGGAUCCAGCAGAACUCGGACGUCGUUGUAGAGCCGUAAGAAACUCUCUUGUUGAACCGUUUGUAAUGAAUGCUACAACCAAAAUAAAGCGUCCCCGCCUGUUAUCAAUCAUA